Molecule: messenger RNA, 1016 nt
Organism: Alosa sapidissima (American shad)
Lineage: Eukaryota; Metazoa; Chordata; Actinopteri; Clupeiformes; Clupeidae
Gene: urad
Product: ureidoimidazoline (2-oxo-4-hydroxy-4-carboxy-5-) decarboxylase
Exons: 2
Coding region: 303-827 (174 amino acids)
Biological process (GO): allantoin metabolic process
Molecular function (GO): carboxy-lyase activity
Source: RefSeq, a predicted model, not a curated record
AACACAGGCGAUUUCACGAAUCAUCUUGUCUUUCUGGCUGAAGCGUUUUGUCAAUUAGAAUCUGCUAGUUUAAUGCUUGGAACAAAUAUGUGGUAAGACCGUUACUUUCUGACACUGUUGUUAUCCACCUCUGUCCAUAUGAGCGAGCAGAAACAGCACAUUUAAGAAACUUAGAAAAAGGGGUUAAAAUUGAAAAACAACCAUGUGGUUGCAUCACUUGUUUACUCGCCCCUAUGAUCAUGAGGUGGACGGUCACCUUUUGGCCAGACCCCAGGCUGUUAUCUUGUAGCCCAUUCUGAAACAUGGACAUAAGCAGUGCAAAUUCUCUAUCUUAUGAAGAUUUUGUGGAUAUAUUUGGAAACGUUGUUGAAAAAAAUCCUCUGAUAGCGGCCGCGAUAUGGUCACACCGUCCAUUUGCCAACUUGUCAGAAUUAGAGGCCCGUAUUGUUGAGUUCAUCGACAAGCUACCGGAAUCAGGUAAAGAGGGCAUUCUCAGGUGUCAUCCCGACCUGGCGGGCAGGGAUCUGCAGAGAGGGACGUUAACCCGAGACUCGCAAGAUGAGCAGAGUCAAGCCGGCAUGGCCUCACUGACUCCCGAGGAGACCGCGCGGAUGUACAGGCUCAAUACCGAAUAUAAGCGGCGUUUUGGCUUCCCAUUCAUCAUAUGUGCCAAAAUGAACAACAAAGCAGCUAUUCUGCGCAAGCUGUCCGAGCGUUCUGGGAACGACCUCGCCAAGGAGAGGGAGUGCGCUAUUGACGAAGUUAAAAAGAUCUCUAGCCUCCGGCUCCGCAACCUUGUGCUGCCUGACACUCAACACAAGUUAUAACUCUCCGUUACUUUAAGCCUAAACAGGCCUUCUCACAAAGACUCAUAUAAUCCUGUUGUUGCCGUUAUAACAGGUCACGCAAUGGUCAGACGUAGGUUGAUGAAUGUUAUACAAAGUUAUGGGAGACCUCUUCAAGUAGUUUAGGCAUAUAGGCUAUGUCUCUGUCAGCAAUAAAGUAUUGAAGAUGGA